GAAAAGUUUGAAGCAAAUGUAAAACGAAAGGGAGAGCUAGAACAUCAGGUAUUGUUUGUGAAUUCACUUCUGUUUCUAACUUCCAACCUGUUUUCCACUUCAACUAUUUCGUAACGUACCGUCCCUUGUGUCAACGUCAUUAAUUCGUGUACUCAGGAAGCCAACAAAUAUGCUACCUGCGGCACGGUUGAAUUGAAAAACAUGCGUAAUCCCUACUGUACAAAUUGAUCGGAGUUUUGUUUAAAUGGAUCAUUUUAUUUCCAUUAAGGUUGAUAUGUGUUCCAAGAAACUUGAACGUGCGGAGAAAUUGAUCAGCGGUUUAGGAGGCGAGAAAACAAGGUACAAAUACAGAGCACACCUCCUGUGGGUAUGCACUAACAUGUCUCACCCUGGGCUGCAAAAACGUUGUACACGCCGCCUGCCAAGAGCAGGUGUCUAAGACGAUAUCCUUUUGGAUGAGGCCUUCAUUCCCCCCCCACUUUUAGGACUUGUAUUUUGUCCGGAAGUAUAAUUCGGGUAUAACAUUGUGCCGGGAGGGUAAUACUGUAUAAACGCAUUGAAUUUCCAUGCUUUGGAUUUGAAUACUUUGUUUCGGAGUCUUUCACAAAGAUGCUAACACGAUGUUUUAUUUGUCAGGUGGACGAGUGCAGCAGAACAGCUUGGUAUAUUGUUUAAAAACUUGGUCGGAGAUGUUCUUAUCUCGUCUGCAGUUGUCGCUUAUCUUGGCGCUUUUACGUCUGCGUUUAGACAGGUUCGUACGUAGGAUCGUGUUUUUACCGUAUUAAGGGAAAACUAUUCGGAUGCGCGAAGGACGAGCAAAUUGAAUUCUUUCUCUCUUAUAAACAGCGGAAUUAAAUAGAGUAUUAUGUAAUUCUGCCGUGGGCUACCGAACCGGAGUGCCGCGAGGUCUCUGGUUUGGCAUACCAACGCUCUGACGAUUGAGCUGUUGGUACUACAAGAUUUUGUGAAUGUUUAUUUUUCACUUUAGGAACAAAUUAAACAGUGGCAAGAACUAUGUUUGUCGAAUGGCAUCCCGUGUUCAAAAGAUUUCUCGGUCACUGGAACAUUUGGUGAUCCUGUGAAAAUUCGGGACUGGAAUAUCUGGGGAUUGCCAACUGAUUCCUUUUCCGUAGAGAAUGGAAUUAUUAUAAGGUAAUAAGAGAGUGUGUUUGUAUGAACAGUAUAUACUUGAGGGAUUACAGGAUUCAACUAGACUAGCAGUGUAAUUCGGGCCAAUAUAUAUAUUUUUUUAGAAAUAAAAUCUCUAAUUGCAUUCUGCAUAUUCGCACUCAAGAAUAUACUAGUUCUCUUUGUUAUAUUUAGUAAUGCAAAUCGUUGGCCGCUGUGUAUCGAUCCUCAAGGUCAAGCGAACAAGUGGAUUAAGAAUAUGGAGAAAAAGAAUAACUUGCACGUGAUCAAGUUAACAGAUCAAGAUUAUGUAAGAACAUUGGAGAAUUGUAUUCAGUUUGGAACACCA
This is a messenger RNA of Paramuricea clavata, 1477 nucleotides long. Lineage: Eukaryota; Metazoa; Cnidaria; Anthozoa; Malacalcyonacea; Plexauridae. The record is from the annotation of a GenBank genome assembly.